AUGUCGUAUCCGACGCGUUCUUUAUCUACCCAUAUGCGCGCCCAAAGUGGCAUCGGUGCUGCCUCUGGCCAGCAGUCUGCUCUCUCUGCUCGAAUUGAGGAGAAACGCGCCGAGCUGGAGCAUCUGAAGGAGCUCAAGGAGCUCAGCGGUGCGGUGGCGUCCCAGAUGGAGGCGUUGGAGCAGAAGCUAUCUACUUUGGCAGAUGGAACAGACGCUAUCGCAGCGGUGAUUGGUAACUGGCACAACGUGCUGGGUGCCAUCAAUAUGGCAUCAACAAAACUCGCAAAGCAAGCACCUUCAACCGCUACCGAAAAUGAUGAAGCUGAACAAGGCGGACCGCUCCCAGAGACGCUCGUACGAAUUCCAACAGAACACGCGCCAACGUUGCAUGCUCAGACGGAAAAUAUAGAAGCUGCAGCGGAGGACGUAUCCAUGACGAGCCCGCAAUGA
Cordyceps militaris CM01 is the source of this 450-nucleotide messenger RNA. Its product is annotated as DASH complex subunit DAD2, putative. The record is from RefSeq and is a predicted model, not a curated record. The transcript has 3 exons. Gene Ontology annotation, biological process: mitotic cell cycle; attachment of spindle microtubules to kinetochore. Gene Ontology annotation, cellular component: mitotic spindle pole body; DASH complex; mitotic spindle midzone. NCBI's taxonomy places the organism in Eukaryota, Fungi, Ascomycota, Sordariomycetes, Hypocreales, Cordycipitaceae. The coding region runs from base 1 to 450 and encodes 149 amino acids.